CAAGGUCAUCGGCUAGUGAGUUGUCUUUUCUAGGGUUUCGCGUGUCAUUUUCGUAAAUCUGCAGCUUUCAAGUGAUCUUGCUAAAGUCUUCGAAUUAGCUGAGAAACGGUAUUAAAUCUGCGAUUCUUGAAGUGAAAAGAAAUUUGCUUCAUUUUUACCGUUAGUGGCAAGUUUGAAGAGCGGUGCUUAAUGGACUUCGUAAAUAAUGCAGUGGAAAGCGGAAAUAACUCCUUUUUCGAAAUGAAGUUAAAUUAUCACUUCUGCGUAGCCUGUGUGGUCUCUCCUCACUAGCUAUACUGUUUCUGCACUUUAAGGAUUUUACAACCAUAUGAUUUCCGCUCUUUAUGCAUUAUUACUGCAACAUUAGGACAUUUUCGUAGCCAUUCAUUCAGUACAUUGCAUUGGAAGCAAUGAUGGUGAAGGAUAAGAAUCGUCCGAAACCGCCAAUGACACCAUAUGCAUGCUUUGUACAAGUUAUACGUGAAGAGCAUAGAAAAAAGCAUCCAACUGAAAAUGUUAUUUUCAGUGAAUUUUCUAAAAAAUGCGCUGAGAAAUGGAAGCUCAUGACUGUAGAACAAAGAAAAUGUUUCGAAGAGAUGGCAAAAUUGGAUACAGAACGCUUCAAUCGUGAAAUGGCUCAUUAUGUCCCACCGACUGGAAUGCGACGUGGUCGUAGGCGAAGGCGGAUCAAAGAUCCUGGUAUGCCUAAACGUUCAUGGUCCGCGUUCUUCUUCUUUUGUGAUGCAUUUCGAUCGAAAAUUCGUAGUGAACAUCCAGAUUGGAAAGUUAGUGAUAUUGCCAAAGAGUUGGGUAGACGAUGGGAAGAGUGUACUGACAAAGAGAAAUAUGAACGACGUGCUCAAAAUGAUAAAUUACGUUAUGAACAAGAUAUGCAAAAAUACAAGGCUGGCUUAUAUGUAGCGACAAAACGUGCUCGAAUUGACGAACAAAACACCACAGAACUACUCCCGCCAAGUACACAUGAUCAUCAGAUGAUAAGUCAACAAGCGUUAGUAGUAGGUGAAACAAGUCAAAUUAUCAUGUCAAGAGAGGAAUCUGUUACAGGGGUGGUGAGUAGUGGAGUUGAAGACGAUGAAGAAGAGGAGGAAGAUGAGGAAGAGGAUGAAGAAGAGGAAGAGGGUGAGGAAGAAGAAGGUGAUGAUGAAGAACACGAAGAUGAGGAAGACGAUGAAGAAGAGGAUGAUAAUAGGGAUGCUGAACAGUCAAGAGGUAAUCCGCAUGGAAUACACCAUCUUAGCCAUAAUAAGACAUCGGAUGGUCGUCAAAUGGUCACCAAUGAGACGAAUAAUAAUGCUAUCAUGAAUACAGGAAAUUAAAGUAGGUGUGUGUGUGUGUGUGUGUGUGUGGGGUGGGUGGGGAGAGGAGUUCGUUGCUUUUACUACGUUACUUACUUCUGUAAAUUUCACUUUUGUUUUUAAAUUGGAUCUUUCUUUCUAUUUACAUCAUAUUAUAUAAUAUUCAUAUUUUUGUGGUCUUUUUCUACUUAAAAAUCAUACACAUAUAUCAAAUUGCAUUUACUUUGUGCUAUUUUUUUGAUUUUUCCGAUCUUUAUUGGUAUUAUUAAUAAUAUUAUUAUUACUGCUUUUAUUUUCACUCUAGCACUCUUAAUAUUUUAUUGACGUCAUGUCGAUAUGGUCGUGAUUUCGACGUUUCUGUCCUUGUGUGAAUAGACUAAUAAACAUGAACACACACCUCAAUUAAUUUAUACCUCAUUGUAAAUACAUUCAAACAUGUGUGCUUGUGCUGUUUGUUAUAUUCUCUCUUCUUUUUUUGUCUGAAUCCUCCCUCAGAACUGUGUAACAUUCAGCUUCCCGAAGGAUAAUUGAAAUAGAUGGAUAAUGGCGGUUGGGGUUGAGGAUCGGGAAGGAAGAGCAGAUUGUAGAGUUGUAUGCUUUACACAAUACCUAUUGUCCUGUAAUAGUGUUAUUCUCUUGCUUUCUCUUGAUUGUCUUUUCUUUGUUACCGUUAUAGUGGAUCUUUUUUUCUUUCUUCAUAUAUUGAUUAUUUUAAUUUAAAAAAAAUUUUUUUUUGACUUCAAAUUGCAUGAAUAGCUUUCAACAUAGUGAUUGUGAUAAAUAUAAAGCCGAUAUCCCAUUGGGGAGAGAGUGAUACAGAGAAAAAAGUGAUUGUUACAGAAUUUUUAAUUGUUUUUAUUCUAGGCAUUUUACUUUUAUCUACACGUGUCUUUACGCAUACAGGUAUAAAUACAUACAUACAUACAGAUAGACACAUUUCGAUAAAACAAAUAUAUGUACAUUAAUAUUUCCUUUU
This is a messenger RNA of Trichobilharzia regenti, 2292 nucleotides long. The record is from the annotation of a GenBank genome assembly. NCBI's taxonomy places the organism in Eukaryota, Metazoa, Platyhelminthes, Trematoda, Strigeidida, Schistosomatidae.